UAUUUCGACAGCUUAUUUGAAAAUUUAUAAUAUUAAGUUGACGUGUAAAUUGCGUGUUUAUAGAAAGCAUAAGCAUAACACUUAUUUUCAUGCUUUGAAUAGAACAGUAUUUCAAGCCUUAAAAAUACUCAAAGAACAGGAUCGGAGCAGGUUGAACAUAUUUAUUUAUUGGAACCUUUUUAGCGUGAACUGAAUUUUCUCUGUUACAGAGCAACAAAGUUUUCAACGGAAACAACGUUAAUACACAGCAAAACAAGCAUGUCAAUGUUGUUUCGAAGAGCCUCAUCGACUGAAGGACGAAUGAAGCGGAGCAGUAAUGAAAUCAACACAAGGGAUAUGUCGACGAAGAAAAAGGUCAUAAGGAAGGUUCAAGAGCUUAGCGGGGACGGUAAAGUCCAGGUCACCUCUGCGUGGACCAUUGAUAUGUCAAACUCCCAGUACAGGGUCUCCUUUUCUCGGGAUAAUCUUCAUGUCUGGAUUAACGGGACGGCGGUGGAGACAACGUGCUAUAUUACCGACCAUGGUUACGACGUGGACAUUUUCUUUACGCUGGAGGGCCAUGAAGGACACAUCUACAGCGACGUCGAGGGACACGAGAUGAUGAACUAUCUGCUCAUCAACGGCGAGAUAAAGGGACAGGACUACCAAACGAAAGUGGAUAGCGCGGAAUAAUAUUUCUUAAAAAAGUAUGGGACUAUUUUAAGCGCGUAAGAACUGACGGAGAAGAAGGUGGUGGAUGUUGAUACGUUGUUUCAAAUUUGCGUACUGAAAAGACAGUAGCGUAUAUUUAGAUUUAAUUUAAUGGAAUUAUCAAUAACUCAUAUUAAUUGAAACGAAGGUAAUUUUGAAAACUGAUUCUACCAUGACUGUAUGUUUACUAACUUGAGUAGUUUGCGUACGCUGCAGGCCCAUCCACACCGCCAAGUUGCUAUUUUUAGCUGAUUUUAUUCUCCUUUUUAAAUUCAUGGUUUUUAUAGGUUUCAAUGCAAAUCGAUGUUUUCAUUAUACCAUUUAUGCCUAGCGUCUAGAAAAAAGGCCUUGGUAAACAGCGUAGACCCAGAUGAGACGCCGCAUGAUGCGGCGUCUCAUCUGAGACUGCGCUGUUCGCUUAAAGGAAUUUCUGUAAGAAAUAUUCUAAAUAUAGAAUAAAUAUACUAGACAUCCCUAAUUUUGGAAAUAAAUUGAUCCAAUUUAGAAGGAUGGGAGAGUCCACUAGGCAUAAAUGGGUUAAAUCCAUUUAUUUUGUAUUACUUUGUUUCGUUAGAGUGUGUGUUUAUAUUUGCAUAUUGUUUGACUUUUAGCAAGAUUAGUUUUGCUUGUUUCGUGUACACGUACUAGGGCACAUACACUUCUAUAUUGGAUUCAAACCUUAGGAUUUGUAAUUCGCUAAUCAUUAAGCUACCUGGCAUUUGUUAUAACAAUAAAGUAAACAUUUAUGCUUUAAAGAGCAAUUUUAGCUGUCUUUCGCUUCCAAAGACCAUUUAAGAUGUUUUUCUCGAACCAACAUUAUAUAUUCUAUAUUUUAAAUUGCUAGCACUA
Molecule: messenger RNA, 1539 nt
Organism: Dreissena polymorpha
Lineage: Eukaryota; Metazoa; Mollusca; Bivalvia; Myida; Dreissenidae
Exons: 4
Coding region: 259-672 (137 amino acids)
Biological process (GO): negative regulation of apoptotic process
Source: RefSeq, a predicted model, not a curated record